This is a messenger RNA of Paramormyrops kingsleyae, 3426 nucleotides long. It is a transcript of the gene kmo, whose product is annotated as kynurenine 3-monooxygenase. Gene Ontology annotation, cellular component: mitochondrial outer membrane. The record is from RefSeq and is a predicted model, not a curated record. Gene Ontology annotation, biological process: quinolinate biosynthetic process; L-tryptophan catabolic process. Lineage: Eukaryota; Metazoa; Chordata; Actinopteri; Osteoglossiformes; Mormyridae. Gene Ontology annotation, molecular function: FAD binding; kynurenine 3-monooxygenase activity.
UACAUGUUGAGCAAUGACCAAAAUGGAAAAAAAAAAAACGAGCUGAACAUUCCAGUUACGUCUAUAUUACGAAGAUGAAGGGGAACUAAAAAUCACUUCUAUGAACCAAGUGACGUAGUUGUUUGGUAACACCCGUACACUGGAAACGCGAGAAAUUUUACUGUGCCUUGUAUUUAUCGAUAUCGUUAACAAUGUGCAGCACACCAGCCAAGACGAUGGAUCCUCAACCUACGAAGAAAAAAGUCGUUGCCGUAGUUGGAGGUGGUUUGGUCGGUGCUUUGAAUGCAUCCUUCUUGGCAAAAAGGGGUUUUCAGGUACAGCUCUUUGAAUCACGUGAAGAUAUCCGCCAGGCUAAAAUUGUGCGUGGCAGAAGCAUAAACCUGGCUUUAUCCCUCCGAGGACGUGAGGCUCUAAAGCACAUUGGGAUGGAGGAAAAGAUUGUUUCGAAGGGGAUUCCAAUGCAUGCUCGCAUGAUCCACUCCAUUAGUGGGAAACAGUCCCCAAUUCCUUAUGGAAAAAAGAGUCAGUACAUCCUGUCCGUGGACAGAGCCAACCUCAAUAAGGAACUCUUAACAGCUGCGGAAGCUUACCCAAACACGAAGCUGAACUUUGGAUACAAGCUCUCGGACUGGAGCUUUGAUUCGGGGAUGAUGACCUUCCAGGGACCAAAUGGCACUGAGGAAGAAAUCUAUGCUGACUUGAUUGUGGGCUGCGAUGGGGCUUUCUCAGCCGUCAGAAAGCAGUUUCUUCGUCAGAGUCGCUUUAACUACAGUCAGACGUAUAUUCCCCAUGGAUACAUAGAGCUGACCAUGCCCCCCAUUAAUGGACAGUUUGCCAUUGCACCGAAUUUUCUCCACAUUUGGCCACGGAACACAUUCAUGAUGAUCGCCCUUCCAAACAUGGACAAGACAUUCACCUGUACCCUGUUCAUGCCAUUUGAAGAGUUUGACAAAAUUACAACAGGAGCUCAAGCUCUGGAAUUUUUCCAGAAAUAUUUCCCGGAUGCUGUCCCAUUAAUGGGAGUAGCUGCUUUGAAGCGAGACUUCUUUCAAUUGCCGGCCCAAGCCAUGGUGUCUGUGAAAAGCUCCCCGUACCACAUGGGCGACAGGUGUGUCCUCAUGGGGGACGCGGCUCAUGCUGUAGUGCCCUUCUACGGGCAGGGCAUGAAUGCGGGCUUCGAGGACUGCAUUGUUUUCGAUGGUAUAAUGGACCAAUUUAAUGAAGACCUGAGUGCUGUCCUUCUGGAAUAUUCCAAAAUAAGGGUGCCAGAUGACCACGCCAUUGCUGAUCUUGCCAUGUACAAUUAUAUUGAGAUGAGGUCCCAUGUCAACUCCAGAUGGUUCCUGUUUCGGAAAUUUCUGGAUAAUUUUCUUCACCGGAUCAUGCCGAGGACAAUCAUCCCAUUGUAUACUAUGGUAACAUUCAGCAGGAUGAGAUACCAUGAAGCCGUGAGACAGUGGCAAUGGCAGAACAAGGUGAUUUCUAGAGGCCUGUUUGUAUGUGGCACCGCAUCUGCAAUUGGAGGAACCUUCUUGCUGAUUAAACUUUUUACAAUGAGACCCAGCAUCUCUCUGGAGCAGCUCUGGAAUCGGGUUCCGGCUCUCAAGUGGUUCUGAGACUGCAGUAGUUGAAUGGGGCCAUAGAAUCCAUGAAUCAAUCCAAUUAACGUAAUAUGAUAAAUUAAGAAACUAAGGCAUAUUUGAAAUCAUGACAAAUAGAGAUGACAUCAUUAGAAAUAUUCCAUAAAUAUUUCUCCACCCAUGGCUAAGAAAGCUAUUUUAUAAAAGAUAUGUCUUUUGGUAAUGUAAUAAAUGUAAGAGUAGUCUGUUGCCUUGGUGACACUGGGAAAAAAACAGCAGUUGUUAACAGCAUUCAUUUUUAAAGUAUUUCUGUUUCCUCACAGUAAACAAAUGUAGUGUUAUCACAACAAUGUUAUGUAAUUAGGUCAUUUAAGAUGUGUUUAUAUCUUCAGUGCCAGCCACAAAGUGUCAUUAAUGCAAAACUGGUGCGUCAAAUAAGGUGUCUUGACAAUUGCUGCACAAUUAAUGACAAUCAAAACUACAUGAAUGGUGGGUCACAUUAUAUCUUCAGGGGGCAUUAUUUCCUUCACCUCUGUCACAUCUUCUUGUUCUGUGUUGUCCUAUACUUCAGAUACUCCUACAGGCAUAUUCCACAUACUGGAUGUACUUCAGACAUAACGUAUGCUAAGUUCUAGUUAAUUUCUAUAAAAGUUCAAAUUGUGUCUGAAAAUGAAUUGCCCCAAAAUUAAAAUCUGAAAGAAAUGGAAUUUCCAACAAAUAACGCAACAGCUCAACUUUGGAACCAUUAAGAAAUUAUUAACGUCUAAGUUCAUAGUAGGUGGCAAAUGGUGGUUGGUGGUUGACUGGGUGGCACUGUUGCCUCACGCUACAGGUUAAGGGUUGGCCUACCUUCCCUACUUUGUGUUUGUGGAGCUUGCAUGUUUUUCCACGAAUUAGUGUAUGUUCCCCUGCCAGCCUGGGAGAGGCUCCCUCUGACCCUUUAUCAGAGGUAUUUAGUUCAGGUCCAGAAAGUAAAAAUCCAGACCAGGAUUUUGUUUCACCCAAUCGGUUGUGUACUCUGUGGCUGUGACCUUUUUAUACUUUAUACUAGUUGGUUGAAACAAAAUCUUGGUCUGGAUUUUUACUUUCUGGACCAGAACUAUCCACCUCUGCUCUAUACUGGUUAAGGGGGUGAAAGAUAGAUGGAUUAAGUGGCAGAUAUUUUUCUUUGUUGUGUUCAUUUUGGAGGAUAAACCAGUCCUGUUGGAAAGCUUCUCUGAAAUAUACCAAUAGCAAAGGCCUAGUAAGGAGUAGGACCACAUGCUUCCUACAUAACAACCUUUAACCUUUCUUUAAACUGUGCUUAGUGGGACACUGGACCAUUCUUCAGGAAAACAAACUUAGAGUUCCCUGAGGAACUGAGGAUGCAGAAAUCGACUUUGCACUCUGCAGGUCGAGUACUCGAUGUUUGGCCAUUUUGGAGCUCUGUCAGUUGCAUUGUGUCAACACCAAAGUGCUGAUUGUGAAGGAUCUUCAAUAGCAGACACUAACUGGCAUUCAGUCUAACAUGACCCAACUUUGUAGCUGUUUAUAAUUGUUAUUUAGUUACUUCAAAGGUAGCAUCCUUUUUCAUUUGGUGUUUCCAUUGUGUCUACUCCCUGUAUGUCAACCCCUAUUUAGAUAAUUUUUUAUCUUUAAUUUUAUAGUAUUUAAAAUGCCUUUUUAUUUGACAAGGAAACCUGUAAGGGAACAGAGUAAGGGAUUAGAUUGAAACCUUUAACUGUGCAGCUUUGAGAUGGCAAUGUCAGCCAUAUAUGAUUGUAUAGGCUUGUAAAUACAUAAUAUUUGCUGUGUGGUACUUGAGUGGUAUCUGAAUGGAAAUAAUAAACAGAUGCAAUACCUUGGA